This is a messenger RNA of Closterium sp. Naga37s-1, 4458 nucleotides long. NCBI's taxonomy places the organism in Eukaryota, Viridiplantae, Streptophyta, Zygnematophyceae, Desmidiales, Closteriaceae. The record is from the annotation of a GenBank genome assembly.
AUGCAUCGCGACGCGUAUGGCCACGGUAGACGGGAGGGAGUAGCUCAUUGGCAAGGUUCCGCGGCCGGGCCAAACCGUGGGGGAGCGCAGGGCCAUGGUGGAGCGGAAGGCACGGAGCACGGACAGGAGGGGGCGCGUGAGUUAGAGGUUGAGGGGGGCCACGUGCAGGAGUAUCUGUCGUCUCGUUACCACCGUCGCACGGUUUCGCAGCCCAAUCUGGACGCGCUCGUUUCGCGCCAGCAGCAGCAACAGCAGCACCAGCAGCAGCAGCGACCGAGGGGAAUCGUUUCCAGUCCGCCGCACGAAGCGUCGCCGUUCCUGCGCCGUUCCACCACCUACACCACGCCGUUCCCCGUCUCCUCGUCUGCUCCGCCUGCGCCUGCUGCCGCGGCUGCAGCGCUCGCGGCUACGCUUGAGCGGGGCUCCCUCGCGCUCUCGCGCGCCCGCGAUCGACUGCCACCCCCGCUGAACCUUCCGCUAACACUCUCAGCCUCGUCGUUUGUUCCAGCGUCCCCCGCGUCGUAUUCCCCCGCCGCCGUGUUGAAUGACGCGCGGGAGGGGAGAGUCCUCAGCAGCAGCCACGACGGGCGGAUGGGUAUGAGCAGUGGCAGCGGCGGCAGGGGAACGCCGUUCACCGCCGCGGCAGUAGCGGCAUUGGUGGCGCGGGAAGGCCUGGGAGGACCUGCGGGGGGCGGAAGCUGCGGCGGAAGCCCGCGGUCGUUGAUAUCGCCGCAAAUGCAGCACAUGGCGGGAUCGCCCAAGUUCCAGGUGGUUUCCCCGCGAUUGCAAGGUGCCAUGCACCGGCUGCUCAUGGCGCAAUCCGACCUCACCCCGCGCCUCCCCGCCGAUGCCAUCACAUCCGCAGUCGCCGCUCCUGUGAGCGCCAACGGAGCGAGCGGCGGCGGGGGUGUGGGUGUGGGUGCGGACGCGGGGACGAUAAGGACCGGGCGAUCGCCGUCGUCACAGUUUUGGGAUCGUGCGGAGGGGGAGCCGAUCUUUGACAAGGGCUCGGGGGGGCUUUUCAGCGCCAAGCGCAGGUCGGGCGGGCGCGUUGGAGCCGGGGGAGGCGGAGGCGGAGGCAAUGCAGGCGGCGCAGGGGCGUCUGCGGGCGCGUAUGACGUGGAAGCGGAUCAGUUUCCGCGGCACAGCAGAUCGCACUCGCACUCAUAUUUAAGCCCUUUCCGCAGCGCGCAACCCUCCCCUUCCCCGCUUUCCCCCAUCUCCGCCCAGCAUGACUGCUCCCCGCCGACCCCCCGCAAUCGCCACAAGCGCGGGCCGUCGGAGGCCUCCGUGCUCCCCAUUUCCGCCACGUAUUUGCGCGCGACCCCGCCCACGCUCUCCCCCGCUGGGUUGAUUUCCCCCGCGGCCGCAGGCGCAAGCUUGCGCCCGCGUUUCCUCUCGAGCGGGUCCCUCCCUUCCCCCGCCCUCUCCGCCACGGGUGUCGAGCUCUCCUUCCGCCGCACGCCCUCCCCCGCUCCUUCCCCCGCCUCCGUAGCUUCCGCUCUCUCCGCUCCACUCCGCUCCCCUCCGGGACUUUCCGCGGCUUCCGCCAGCGGCGGAGCAGCAUCUGUCGGAUCUGGCGGAAGCCCCGCCGCGGGCGCCGCCGCCGCGACCGCGCAAGGCUUUCUGAACCGGGACUUUUCGUUCGGGCGGCGGCCCGCGUCCGCUGGCGCGCGAACGAACUUUCUAGAGAGGUACGAGGCGGGGGGCGCAGGCGCAGGGGAAACAGCGGGGGGAGGCGGAAGCAGCAGAGGGUGGGCGCCCGGGCGGGUGAUCGGGGGCGCGGGGAAUGGGAGUCGGGGGAGGUGGAGUGAGAGCGAUGCAGGGUCGGAGGAGGGCGUGGGGGAGGCGGGGGGGAAGGCCGGGAGGGCAGGGGAAAGCGAAGGUGCAACAAGGCUGGGUAACGGGGGAGUCACAGGGGAGGAGAGACGCGAGGGGGUGAAUGAGAAGCAAGCGACGGGAGGGAAGAGGGGGAGUGGGAGGGCGGGUGGCGCCAGUGGUGGCGAGAGUGAUGGCGGCAGGGCGAGUGACGGUAAUAGCAGCAGCGCUGGGCCCCGUGCGGGCAGGACUCGCAGCCCCAAUGGGAGCGGGCUGAUUGGCGAGGAGACGGUCAGACAUGCGGGGGCGCAUGAGGAAAGCCGGGGGGACAAGGAAGGGGAAGAGUCAAGGGAAGGAAGUGAGCGCAGGGUUGGUGGUGGCGGCAGUGGGCACAGGGGGCACUCCCACUCGUGGUGGGCGCGGAAAUCCGCGCGCAGCCUGGACCUGAGGCGGCUCUGGGUGCCCCCGGGGGGAGACGAGGGCGCGCAGGGGAAAGGGGAAGGGGCGCGCGGUGAGAAGAGCGGGCAGAGUGGGCAAAGUGGGGAAGGGGAUGGGUGCGUAUCCAAGGAGACGAAGGAGGAGGGAGAGAAGAAGGGGGCGUCAGGUGCCGUUGGUAGUGGCAGCGGCAGCGGUAGCAGCAGCAGCAAGGCGGGAGGGGGUUUGCUGGGGGUGUUUUCGGGCCGGGGCAGGUUCUCUCGGCGCUUCUCCAAUACCAGCUUCGACUCCUCCUGGUGGGACGCCCGCCACGCCUCUGCUGCUGCCCCCGCACCCAAUGCUGCCUCCGCUGCUGCAACUGCCUCUACCUCUGCCUCUGCGUCUGCCGCUACCUCCUCUGCUCCUGCUCCUGCUGCUCCUGCUGCUGCGAGUGCGUCAGGGGAGCGUGGCGGUGGGGUGGUGGCAGGCGUAGGGAGGGGGCAGGGCAGCAGCAGGAGCAAGAGCAGCAGUGGAAGUGGCAGUGAGAGCGCGGCGGGAGGCGGCAGGGGAAGUGGAGAGGGCGUGCGUGAGGCAGCAGAGGUUGGCAUGGUGGCAGAGAGAGGGGGAGGAGCUGAGGGGGGUAGUGUGGCAGGUGCUGCUGGUGGCGUUUCACGUGGUGGUGGUGGCGGUGUGGCGGGUGGUGGAGGAAGUGGAGAUGUGGUAGGAGGCGAGGAGGAGCGCGGGCUGCUGGGCAACGGGCUGACGGACCUGAAGCGGCGCUACGAGGUGGGCGAGCGCAUCGGCGAGGGGCGCAGCGGCGUAGUGGUGCGUGCGUGCGUGGAGCGCCGGUCGCGGCAGCGGUUCGCGUGCAAGUCAAUCGCCAAGAGCACGCUGGGGGACGCGAAGAAGGUGGAGGCGCUGCUGGUGGAGGUGGAUGUGAUGCAGCGCGUCAAGGGCCACCCUCACAUUGUCUCCCUGCAUGAGGCUCUGGAAGACGCUCAGGACGUGCACCUGGUGAUGGAGAUGUGCUCGGGGGGGGACCUGCUGUCGCACAUCAACAGUGCGCCGCACAUCUCGGAGCGGCAGGCGGCGUGUGUGACGCACAGCAUAGCGAGCGCGGUGGCGCUGUGCCACAGGCACGGCGUGUGCCACCGCGACCUCAAGCCCGAGAACGUGCUGCUCGCCUCCAAGGGCGGGCCCCUGGGAGACCUCCGUGUUGCUGACUUUGGCAUCUCCACGUUCGUGCAGCCCGGGCAGCGCAUGCGGGGGUACGCAGGGAGCCCGUUCUACAUCGCACCGGAGGUCCUAGAGGGGCGGUACGGGCUGGAGGUGGACGUGUGGAGCAUGGGCGUCAUCCUCUACACACUGCUCUCGCAGCGCCUGCCCUUCUGGCACAGCACCGACAUUGGCGUGUACCAGGCCAUUCUCAGGGGCGCCGUGGACACGCAGUCGGGCGCGUGGGUGCAUGUGAGCCGCGAGGCUGCCGGGCUGGUGCGGCGCAUGCUCUGCCUGGACGUGCAGGAACGGAUUACAGUGCAGGGGGUUCUUGAGCACCCGUGGGUACUCCAACACGUGAACGACACCACGCCCCUCCCCCAGCCCGCGCCCGACCUCCCCAACUGGAAGCUCAGCAAGCGCCGCCGCGCCAUCGCACGCUCCCGCGCGCGCAUCACCCCCUCCUUCCGCCUCCCCUCCUGCCUCACCCCCGCCGCCGAUGCCGACGUCAGCGGCAGCGGCAGCGGCGGCAGCAACGGCGGCAGCGUCAGGAGAGGCGGCGGGGGCGCGCUGAGCAGCAGGCGGGAAGGUGACUACUCCCCGCGUGACAACAACGGGGGUGGGUACUAUGAUGAGGAUGAGGAGGACGAGGAGGACGCAGUGGUGACAGGGUUCAUACUCGCAGCGCCCCCAGGCGCCACUCCCACGGUGCCCCCUGCACUGAAUAAGGGCGAGGAGUUCCCCCAGCUCUCCGCUGCUCCACGCAUGCAGCCCCUCGCGCUGCUCUCCCCGUCCCCGCUCCCUGCUGCUUCUGCCGGCAAGCGCGUGGGCGUGAACGGGGGGAGCGGCGUUGGGGGAGGAGGUGGAGGAAGGGGGAGAGGGGAGGAUGUGGAAGGGGGAGGGGGGGAGGGGGAGAUGGUGAGCAUGCCGUCGUCAGUCCCAGCGCUGCUGCUGAGCUCCUCCCCAUCCAUGAAGCGCCUCCCACUCAAGUCCAAGGGGUCGCGCACGUAG